Molecule: messenger RNA, 609 nt
Organism: Pistacia vera
Lineage: Eukaryota; Viridiplantae; Streptophyta; Magnoliopsida; Sapindales; Anacardiaceae
Exons: 2
Coding region: 1-609 (202 amino acids)
Source: RefSeq, a predicted model, not a curated record
AUGGAGAAACUGGCAAAUCUCAGCUCAACUCAGGUUUCAAUUUUUUCGUCCACUUUGCAAGUAAUCACACCGAAAUUGACCAAAAACAACUACAAGGACAACUAUAGGUUCUGGCGAUCUCAAGUUCUCUCAGCCGUUGGAGCUCAUGAACUAGAAGACCAUCUAACAGGUUCAAUUCCAUGUCCUGAUCUUAUAAUUGUCUCUGAUAAUGAUAGCUCAAGUCAAUCAAGUGAAACCCUAACUAAGGAAAAAAUCAAUCCAGCUUAUGUAGCAUGGAAGAAGACUAAUAAAUUUCUUGUUACUUGGCUUCUUGCGUCAAUCUCUGAGUCAAGAGCACUUCACCUAAGGAAUUUACUUCAAACUACUCAGAAAGGAAGUAUGAAUGUUAGUGAGUUUGUCAAGAAAAUGAAGAGUUUUGCUGAGAAUCUGUCGGGAAGUGGUCAAGUGAUAAGUGAUGAAGAUCUACUUCAAUAUGUGUUAGAUGGCCUUGGGCCAGAGUUUGAUGCUGUCGUAGUCAAUCUAACAUCUCGAAUUGAGUCUAAAUUUGACUCAGUGUCUCUGCAAGAAGCUCAAUUUCUGCUCCAGAAAUAUGAGAUGAGACUAGAGUAA